GUCACGCAUGGCCGUACUACCCAGCGCUACCUGACAGUCCCCUGUCAACGGAGUCAAAGUCUGUCGGUCACGCUAGUGUGAUAAUAUGAGUGACAGACUAGGCCGUAGCCAGAAUAAUAAUGUUUAUUUGUUUUGCUGCUUUAAAGUGCUAGAUAGACCGCAAUGACCGCGAAUGAACAUAUUUAGGCUCAGAAAUAGAUUAGUGUCUAGCAGGCGAGCGGCGUCAACACGAAGGCCUUUGUAGCUUGUUUAGCUAGGAGCCUUUCCCGAUGCCCGUGAUUUAACGGGCUUGUCGUUUUUAUGUUAAUCUUCAAAUCAAGAAAUCCCCUGUACCAACAUAACGGCGCCUAAACCACAUUGUCCUCUUGUCGAUAAUGGCUGAAGAUGAUGCGGUGGUCUUGCAACAGAACCUGGACAGGAGCUGCUGGGUAUGCUUUGCAACAGACGAAGAUGACCGCACAGCAGAGUGGGUGCGUCCGUGUCGCUGCCGUGGUUCAACAAAGUGGGUCCACCAGGCCUGCCUCCAGCGCUGGGUGGACGAGAAGCAGCGUGGCAACAGCACAGCUCGCGUAGCCUGCCCGCAGUGUAAUGCAGAAUAUCUCAUCGUCUUUCCCAAGCUUGGUCCCGUGGUCUACGUACUGGACCUGGCCGACCGACUUAUCUCCAAGGCUGGACCCUUUGCUGCCGCUGGCAUCAUGGUGGGCUCCAUCUACUGGACCGCUGUCACGUACGGUGCCGUCACCGUCAUGCAGGUGGUGGGCCACAAGGAGGGUCUAGAUGUGAUGGAGCGGGCCGACCCUCUGUUCCUGCUCAUCGGCCUGCCCACCAUCCCGGUCAUGUUGAUCCUCGGCAAGAUGAUCCGCUGGGAGGAUUACGUCCUGCGCCUGUGGAGGAAGUACUCCAACAAACUGCAGAUCCUCAACAGCAUCUUCCCAGGGAUAGGCUGCCCAGUCCCUCGCAUCCCAGCAGAGGCCAGCCCCUUGGCCGAUCACGUCUCAGCGACCCGGAUCCUCUGCGGUGCGCUGGUCUUCCCCACCAUCGCCACCAUCGUGGGGAAACUCAUGUUCAGCAGCGUCAACUCCAACCUGCAGAGGACAAUCCUGGGAGGAAUCGCCUUUGUGGCCAUCAAGGGGGCGUUUAAAGUGUACUUCAAACAGCAGCAGUACCUGCGGCAAGCACACCGUAAGAUCCUCAACUUCCCUGAACAGGAGGACGCCUGAGGACCAAGCAGAUGGACAUCAAGGGGGUUGGGCGGUGGUGAGGGUGGGAGGAGAUGAACUGUUGGUAAUGAAGACUCAACUAUCAGCUUCACCCUCUCCCUCAAUGACCUUCACACCCCAGCAUCUUCCUGCCAACCACCUUUGCUUUUGACGCGCCAGCCUGGCAAAGAUGGACACACACAAACACACGAAGCAGAGAAUGUGCUCCACAAUCAUAAACACUUCUGUUGUAUUUUAAGGUGACGAAAUGGAAGCCAUGCAAGGUUUUAUAAUCACAAUAAACAUCAGCGGUUGUUUUAUCAUGUUCGUUGGUAAAGUUCCUUUCUGUUGGGAGCCCUUCCAGUGUUUGAGAAGUAUUAAAAAGAUGAAAUAAAAUGUUGCUUUGCAAUAUUUCAAACACAACCAGGUAGAAGAAAAUCAUUUUCUUUGAUUUUCUUUCGUUUUCAGGGCUCGGCAGCCUUCAACUUCUCGAUUGUCGCAAGCUUUUUUGCAAUCACGUCUGAUCAUCUCAAGGAUUUGUCUCGUGAGGGACGUCCACACGCAUGUGCAACGCAAAAGCUAGAAGUUUGACACCUUUCACUUGCUUGGUGGUCGUCACUCAUUACUGUGAAUGUUGGAAUGCGUCACAUCUUCAAGAUGGCUGACUUUUUCCACUCUGUUUCCGCUUAGCCGCCGUGAUCCAACAAUACUAACUCAAGGAACACUUAGGAAUGUGAAAGGGGUCGACUGUAAUAAGUUCAUUUACAAAGUAGGUUUCACUGCUUGAUUUUUACAAUGGUGUGUGUGAGUGGGGUGAUUUCCACAAUAAAAGCUGUACAUUGCUGGUUUCCUUUCAAGGAGAAAAGUCACAAAGUGUAAUGUGACUUUAUUGUGAAGACAUUUGGAAUAUUUAACCUGCAUGUGUAAGCUUGGCAAGCUUUACCUGCAAACUCACUGUAGUCUCACAAGUUGCUUCUCAGUGCAGUCCUUUGAUAUCUGUUAUGUCAAUAAAUGUAUUUUUCCAAAUAUAAAAACUGCUGUCUUUUAAUGUUUACCGAGUAACACAAUAGCGUGUACAUUAUAUGGACGAAAUGUUGAUUUCAGAGGCGAGAGCGGGGUAACCAAACACGCAAACGCACGCAGGCAGAAACUCAAACGUUAUGUUAAAUAUUUAAAAUUCGUCGAGCUGAUGUGAAACAGAACAAACGUCCAACAUGUUGACAACAUUGUGGCAGCUGAACACGGGCUCUGGCUAAUUGACACAAACACCCGCCCAGGCACCGCAGGAGUGACAGUGGGGACGGCCAAUCACACGCUAGAAAAGAAUCAGCUGACCCAAUCGAUUAGCUUGUG
Molecule: messenger RNA, 2552 nt
Organism: Dunckerocampus dactyliophorus (ringed pipefish)
Lineage: Eukaryota; Metazoa; Chordata; Actinopteri; Syngnathiformes; Syngnathidae
Gene: marchf5
Product: membrane-associated ring finger (C3HC4) 5
Exons: 6
Coding region: 375-1220 (281 amino acids)
Molecular function (GO): zinc ion binding
Source: RefSeq, a predicted model, not a curated record